AUGUCUUCCUCUUCCACCUCCUCGUUGGCGGAUGAUGCGUUACUUCUGGCGAAAAAAGUCGGCUUGCACGACCAGUCGUCGUAUUCGCUCGUUCGUCGUGGUGUACUGCGGAGUUGUCGCACCGAAAGAGGUGACGAUGAAAUUUUGCAAAAACACGAUGAUGCGAGUGGGAGGAUGAAACUCUUCGAGUGCGUGGAACUCGUCGAUGCGGCGGCACAUUCAGUGAAAAGCAGGAGCGGUGCGAUGAAUGCUGCGAAAACGAAAAAGAAUGCGAAAGAAGACGUAUUUGUCGAUGAAGAAAACGACGACGACGUCAUUGACGAGAGGCAUAAAGUGCGGAAACUAAAUACUUUUGGAGAUGAUACAGAAAGACAGAGGAUGAUGGAGAAGGAUUUUUGCCUCUACGCGGGCGGCGCGGUGGAAAGUUUAGAUUGGUUGGACGACGAUAUCAUCGACGAAGAAGAAGAGUCUGCUUCUUUGUCUUCCUCUCGAGCGUUUUUGGCGGUGGAAGCGAGAGAGGACUCAAAGAACGCGCGCGUGAAGAUAAAAGACGCGUUCGCGAGGAAAGGUGAAUUUGGCGUGGUGCAAGUGUAUCGGUGCGCUUCUUCUUCUUCUUCUUCUUCUUCUUCUUCUUCUUCUUCGAGUCCAAUGAAAAUGCAUUUGGAGUGUUUAAUCGAACACGACGGUGGGUUCGCGCAUUGCGUGAGAUGGUUGCCGAACUUGCCGAUGAAGAAGAAAGUGAAGGAGAAGAAGAAGGAAAGGGACAAAGAAAAGACGGCGACGAUAAACAAGAAGAAGGAGAGUAAAGUCGACGCGGAGAAUGAGGUGGAAAUAAAAGUAGAAUACGAAAUAGAAGCGUCGCGGUCGGUGUUCGACGCGAAAGUGAACAAUCUGAAGAUGAAGGAUAUCGAAGACGCGAGGAAAGAUAUUUUAGGAUACUUGGCCGCGUGUUUAGCCGACGGCUCGGUGCAAGUGUGGGCGGUGCCGAACGCAAAGAAGAAGGAUAGCAAAAAGAAAGAAACCAAUAUAACAGUGUUGAAAGCGGAGAACGUGUGCAUAUUUAGAGGCGCAUUGGUGACAAAAAAUCCACUGCGCGGCGGGUUGAGUUUGUCGUGGAGUCAAGGCGCACCCGGUCGAUUGGCAGUCGGAACCGUAGACGGAAGCGUCUGCGUGUUUGAUAUUCAUCGAUGCAUGCAAUAUGACAUCGAAAAUAACGUAAGUUAUAGCAAGAGUAGUAACGAGAAGUACUUCGCGCACGUGCCAACGAUUACGGUCACCAUGGAAGAAGCGGGUCCAAUACGCGACUUAGAAUUCGCGCCGUUAGAAGACGAAGACGAAAACAGAGAGGACGAAAAGAGCGUCGAAGACGACAUCAAACGUAAAAGGCUCGCGUCCGCAAAUUUUAUCGCCGUAGCUGCUCAUAAAGUUUCUAAGGCGAACGUGAUUGAUUUGCGUUCGCGUUCGGUACUCCCGGAAUCUUUUCAAAUCGAGAAAUGGAUGGACGAUAUUCGCUCCGUCGCGUGGCUUCCGAAAGGCGCGUACAUUUACGGUUGCGACGGAACCGUCGGUUUUAACGGUAAGUUUUUGUUACGACAAUACGAUGGUCCCAUAUGCUGGGAGGAUGACGAACAAGAAGUUAGAUAUGGAGGAACAGUCGGGAUAAAGUUACCCGCCGCGGAUGACAUUCUCAAGGAUAUUAAAAACGCCACGAGCAAAGACGCCAUCGAUUAUACGAAAAAAUCUGGCGGUAUGCCUUGGUCCAUCGAUUCGCGCAUUUUUGGAACUCGAGGUUCACGCAACAAGUGCUCGUUUGUCGUCGUAGGAUCAAAUUCUGGCGUUGUUUCUGCUUCUGUGCAGCGAUACCGGAUGAAAGAGUCCAAGAAUAAAGACGCGUUGUGGAAAGCUCAAGGCGGUUGGUCGGCGUUUGAGCAAAUCGGAGGAAUGAGAGAGGUACGCGUCAAGAAGGAAAGAUUCGUAGAAUUUCGCACGCCUGGAGACGAAGAUAUCCUUUUGAAAAAAGAAGGUGGAGAGGCUCAAGAAGAGGAUGACGAGGAAGGAUUUCGCAUGAGGAAAGGAUUGGAGUGUCACGAAGUUCGCGUGAACAGAACAGGUAACACGGUUUGGAUCGCCUCUGGAUUUGUGAAUGGGUUCGUCCGAGUCCAAUCGCUCGAGAGAGCGUAUUUGGACAAGAUUUGCGAUAUACAAAGCGACGAGAUGGAUAAGUGGCUUCACAAGGAACCCUUUGGAUCAUGA
Molecule: messenger RNA, 2253 nt
Organism: Bathycoccus prasinos
Lineage: Eukaryota; Viridiplantae; Chlorophyta; Mamiellophyceae; Mamiellales; Bathycoccaceae
Exons: 1
Coding region: 1-2253 (750 amino acids)
Biological process (GO): transcription by RNA polymerase III
Cellular component (GO): transcription factor TFIIIC complex
Molecular function (GO): protein binding
Source: RefSeq, a predicted model, not a curated record